AUGCGCUGGAUGAACCACGUGCACGUAACCUGCCCGACCUGCGAAAAUAGCCAAAAGACAGGUAUCGAAGUAGAAAAAUGCUCGAAAGCAAUUGCCAGUGCAGAGACGUGUGACUUGAGGAAGCGAGAUACAUUCAAGACAGGCGACGAAUGUGCUAAAUGUCAGGAGAUCCAAAGGCUUAAAGACGAGGCAGACCUGAAGAUGACUAGGGAGGCGGAACCACGUUGGGACUACCAUGACUCCAGUGGCGCAGAGUUGUCAGCUGAGUUUGUAAAGAUUGGGCUUUCUGGUCUGACCAAACACGUAAGAGCGAGUGACUAUAUUCAGUAA
Molecule: messenger RNA, 330 nt
Organism: Fusarium graminearum PH-1
Lineage: Eukaryota; Fungi; Ascomycota; Sordariomycetes; Hypocreales; Nectriaceae
Exons: 2
Coding region: 1-330 (109 amino acids)
Source: RefSeq, a predicted model, not a curated record